CCCAUUAGUACUACAUGACAAUCAAAAUCCCUCUUUUUUCUUAACUUUUCUUACAAGUCUGCCAUAUCCCAUUUUCAGCAUUCAAGUGCUCAGAAAAAAGAGGAAAAGCAGAAAUAGAUAGAUAGUAUACAAAUUUGAGCUUUUUUCUUCUGUAAGCUUUUUCUUGUUUUUUGGGCUGUGAUAAUAGUUAAUGGGCUCUGCUUAUUUCUUUGCUUUUGCUGAUGGUUGCUCUCAUCAGUUGAAAAGUGGGAUAGGAGAUAUGAAUUGGGGUUGGAUUAAUGGGUUGAUAUUUCAAAAGGGUUCUUGAAAGAAGAGGUUUUUAGGCUGUAAUUUAAGGAAGUGGAGCAAAGAUGCAGUGUACAAGCUAUCUUUCUGGGUAUUAUUAUACUAGAGAGCAAAAUGUUGAUGCUAGUGGGAGCUUAUGGCAACAAUUCAACAAUGGUUUUUUCUGUAGAAGUGGGAGAGACUACAAUAUUUUGUCUCAGCGACCAAUGACUGAUCAGUAUUUAGCUUACAACAAAGAAAUAUUAAGGCAGACAAUGCUAAAGCAAGAAUCAUUAUUCAUGUAUCAGGUUCGUGAACUACAUCGCUUGUAUGGGAGGCAAAGGGAGUUGAUGGAUGAAAUAAAAAUGAUGGAACUAAGUAAAGAUCAUCUACGGAUGCAAACUUCCUCGUCAAAUUCUUUUGUAUCUGGAAUGCUGUGUGAUACUUCUAAGAAGGCUUUACAGCUUCCAGGAUGGCUUUUAUCAAACCCAAGAGAUGAUAAGCCGUCUGCACAUGGAAUGGAAAACUUUCAAAGGCCCUCAAUUUUUGUUUCAAGGAAGAGCAUCCACGCUGGUUCUGAUGUUUAUCUAGAAGAAAACCAUUUGAAAGAACUUGAAGUCUCAUCAUGUGGAAGGAACAAAUAUGGGAAGAGAAUGUUAAAUCUGGAACUUCCACCUGAGGAAUAUAUGGAUAGUGACGGAGGCGAAGAGCUAGAGAAGGAAAAAUCUUCUGAAGUCUCUCCAGUUUGGCUUGAUCCAUCUGUAAGAUUUGUAGACUCUUCGCCUAAGAGUAAUUUAAUAAUCAGAAAAGGAGCUUCUUCCAAUUUUAAUUCAAGUUGCAGCUAUACAAGUUGUUUGCUUGAUUUGAAUGCGCCUCUACCUUCUGAUGAACCAGUUACAAUUUCCACCAGUUUAGUUGACUCUAACAUAAGCAGCACAGGAAUCAAGCAACAGGAUCCAGAUUUAUCUGGAAAGCCAAGAUCAAAAACCCCUGACUUGAUGAGUAUUGCUUCUGAUGUUCUGGAAGGAAAAGCAAGUAUUGAAGCAAAUUCUGGGCUUCCAGUUCAAUCCGCCGGAAAGUUGCCCCUGCCAUGCAAUGAUAAAACAAUUUUGGGUUCAAAAUCAGCCAAAAAAGAGCAAGACUUCAAUAUCAAUGAGCUGAGAAUGGUAAGCUCAUGUGUAACCACUGCAUCCCAACUUGUGCAGUUCUCUGAUCAAACCAAUACAGGAGCAUCAGCUUCAAAUUCUUCCUGGAAAACAUCAUACACUGAGGUUCCUAUAGCAAUUCAAGCACUGCCAUGCUUCAGUUCUAUACAAUUCUCCAGUAAAACUUCCAGAUCAUCUAGUGGAAGCUCUGUGAUUAAGGAGAAGUAUUCAAAUGGAAAUGCAGCACUCUCUUCAAAUCUGGGAUGCAUUACCUCCCAUAUGAGCUGCAACAGUAAUAAUCAACCCACUGCUGAAUACCUUGCUGGUUUUGUUGAGGACCCAGUUCACCAAACUCCAGUGGAUAUGGAUCUGAAUACCAUGCCUUGUAACUCAGUACCUGAAAUAGAAGAUUCUCAGGAUAAGGACAGGAGUAUGGUUGGAGAAAAAAAGUGUGAAAAUUCUGUAGGGCCAUUGAAUGGACCAAGAGUUAAGCCAGAUUCUGAAGGUCAGAUAGUUGGAUGUCCACAACUGUUAGAUCCUUCCAUUUCCAGAAGCCAAUUUUGUGCAUUUACUGCAAUUGAUUCCAAUUCAAAUUUAUCUGAGGAAAACGACAUCCAGAAUGGUGAAAUGGUUGAUCUCCCUGCUAUCCAUAUGUCUUGUGAUUCUUCACACGAUUCAGAAAAAUCUCCAAAAGAUGAUGAAACUUGUCCAGCUAACGAUUGUGGAAAAGAAAUGUCCCAGUUGAAAACCUGUAUGGACUUGCGGUUCUCCAACACGGAUCAAAAGUAUUCCCAGGUACUGACUGAAACAACUGCAGUAGGGACAGAUUUGCAGGCACCUAUCAGUCCAGACAACAAGGAGCAUUCUCCACCUAGAGAAGAGUCUGAGGACAAUCAAAGCGAGAAUCAUGAAGGUACAGUCAAGGAACUUGACAGGAUUGCAGCAGAGGUUAUUCUUUCGAUUAUGUUUUCUGGCAAAAAACAAAGUCUCAACGCUAGCAUGAGUCAACUAUUAGAGGUUUCUGCUGACUGCCUAGGUUGGUUUGCUGGGAUUGCUUGUACUGUGGCAGGUUCUGCAGAAAAUGAAUCGGAAGAUCAUCUGACUGAUGCACCUGUUGGCAAUUGCAGCGAUCUUGCUCCCAAAGUGCUUGAAAAAUUGGAAGCCAUGACAUUCAAGUCCACAGGAAUCAAGGUUGAAGAUCAUUGUCAUAUGACCAUUGACCAGAAAAACAAGUUAAUAGGUGAUCCUCUACUGACAAGUGAGGGACAAUCUAGAAAGGCAAGGGGGUGGAAGGAUUUUCAGUCACAAGAUCUACCUUGUGCUUCUUCUCUCUGUUCACAUGACGCGACUGAGAAUCUUCGGCCCAUUAAAAAGCUAAGAGCUGCUGCAAGAACAGCUCAUGAGAAUGUCAAAGUCAGGAAGAAAGUCGGGAGAGUUAGAUGUGCUAGAGGGAGGAGGCACUCUAAAAGGUUCCCUCUUAAUGCAAUCAGCGGAAAGGCGUGCUCGCUCUCAAAACAGAAUCCUUGUCAAAGUGAGCAGAGCUUUCUGCAGAGUUGCUCAUUUGGAUGGGGAAGGAAACAUAGACGGCAAAAGCAUCGGAGGGCUCGGACUUAUUUUGAUCCUGGUUUCACUUAACAUGGCUUCUCUGUAAAUUACAUGGAUAGAACCUACUUGUCUGGCUGUAGGAAGAUUGAUAGAAUGAUAGGAAGCUAAUGAACUUAGCUCUGAAGCCUUUUUGAGCAAUGAAUGUUUUAAAGCUGUGAAGUCGUACCGAGCUGCUUAAUGCAUGGAAAGACUCUUGGCAAUUACUAGAAUUGUUGAGAUAGGAAAAGGUUGAAUCUCCUGCACGAUUCUGCUUUGUCUUGUGUCGUUUUUGUUGUAGUAAAGGUCAAUUACCGCACUCUUGGCCCUAUGUACAUAUGUUCCAUAUGUACAUGUGUACAGAAGCUGAUUUUGAUUGUACUCCUGGGCAAGGCAGUAAGUGAAAACCUCUUUUGUCCUCUACGAUAAAUGGCAAAUGUAUCCAUGAAAAUCUUUGUUUGGA
Messenger RNA from Coffea arabica (coffee), 3453 nucleotides. RefSeq lists its product as uncharacterized. The record is from RefSeq and is a predicted model, not a curated record. NCBI's taxonomy places the organism in Eukaryota, Viridiplantae, Streptophyta, Magnoliopsida, Gentianales, Rubiaceae.